Molecule: messenger RNA, 498 nt
Organism: Striga hermonthica
Lineage: Eukaryota; Viridiplantae; Streptophyta; Magnoliopsida; Lamiales; Orobanchaceae
Source: the annotation of a GenBank genome assembly
AUGGCUUCCGGCUCGAAUUGGACCGCUCGGGAAAAUAAGUUGUUCGAGGAUGCGCUGGCGAUUUACGACAGGGAUACCCCCGACAGGUGGCACAAUCUGGCGAGGGCUGUCGGGACCAAAUCGGUCGAAGAAGUCAUACGUCAUUAUCAGAAGCUCGUCGAGGAUAUCCACGGAAUCGAGUCGGGUCGGGUCCCCUUGCCCAAGGAUGGCAAUUUGGCCCGGCCCCAUACUGGCCCACCCCGCCCCGAGUCUUUUGGGGCGGACCCGACCCGCCCUGUUUUUAAAAAUGGGCCAGGUCGGGCCGACCCAUUUUAUAAACGGGGCAAGUCUGGGACGGGCGGGGCGGGGCUACCUGCCCCAGAACAGGCUAGGGCACAGGCCUGGCCGGCUAGACACGUCACGUGUCACGGGCUAAGUCGGGUCCAUGGGGCAGGGGUGCGGGCCAGGUCCGGGUCCGUAACUACCGACCCGACUUGGCCCAUUGCCAUCCCUAGUUAA